UUGAGCAGAGAGCAAGCUUGAAAGUGUACAUGAAUUGAUGUGUCUUUCGGAAGUAGGACAAGGGACAGGACAAGGGUGAGUGGGACUAAAGAGUAGUGUGUGUACGGUAGCAAGAAUGAAAAAGGUGGGAAGAGUUAUGGAAGGGAGAUCAUAGAGAACGAAUGUGAGUGUUUUAGGGAGAGUGAAUGAGGGAGAGAGAGAGAGAAGGGGGAGGUUUCCUAAGUGCUUGUGCAUCAGUGACUGAUAGAGGACAACAUUGCAAGAGAGGUGUUAAGCAUGCAUCCGUCUCUAGUGUUAUCUGAGCGUGCUCAGAUGGGGUAGGAGAUACGCUGCACGGUACGAGGGCACAGUGGGAAAGCCUGGCAACUCUGUGGAAGCUUUUUAUAGACAUAUGGAGCAGCAAUAAAUCCCAACGACAUACAUUCUGGACAAAGCCUCAAAAGCCAAGAGAAGACAAGAUACUGAAAUUUUGGUGUGGGUUAGCUGAACUGGAUGUUCGGUACUCUCUUUGUCUCAGGGAGAUGGUUCUUCAUAGCAGUAUCUGUCAGGAUUGCCUCUGAGAGAAACAAUCUUUGGCUCGUCCUCCCAGGUGCCAUUCAAAUCGGAUGUGAUCUUUUUCUGCCAGCUCGAUUGGCAAUGUGACUUGUUCUUACCAUUCUUAGUGCACUUUUUGGAUACACAUAUUGUUUACAUCAAAUACUGAUGGCUCCUGCACUGAAGGCUUUGUCGUCAACAGAAAACACACUUUAUGGUAUACGUUUUUGAGAAAGUGGAGUUGCAACAGAGGAUGCAUAUGUGGAUGUGGAGAAUCGGUAAAACGAUUGACAGACGUCCCACAUAAGGAAGCAGACUGACUUUCGGGAUGUCACACACCUCUCAAAAUAGAAGCUCAAAAGGGUGUUUUAUUUAUUUAUUUAUUUGCUAGCUGUCUUAAGAACAAAGCUUCUUUCAUGCCAAAAAUGAUUCCAUUUGAUUUCAUUUCAACAUCAUACGGAAAAGAUCAAAGCUUUGCCGGGAACUAUUUGUUUCAGUGCUGAAACUAUUCCAAUUUUCUUGGUGCUCUUUCUUUUUGAAAGUUUUCCUUUUGAAUUUACUGAGAAAUACUAGAUAUUCCUUGACUGAUUUUAAAGUUUCCUAACAUCAGCAAAAAUAAAAAUAAAAAACUAUGCUAAGAUGUUUGGAGCAGAGAAUGGGCCUUUCAUUCAGAUAGGGUCAAACAACACUGUGGUGGGCUUCAGACAUGAAGACCAGUGUCCAGUCCCCUCCUGGCUGCCGCUGCUGCUGUCGUCCCUAUGUGAAGGAUGUUUCACGGCACUGUGCUAGGACCACUUGAACCGAGCCAGAGCCCUGACCGGAGAGCAGAGAUCCGCAGGCACAUUAAGAUGGUCAUGGAACAGCUGGAGGAAGUUCUUGCUGAGCUCAAGAACGUGGCAAAAGAGCUCCGGGAGGUUGUUGCACAGAUUGACAAGUUAACAUCAGAUAUCGACCUCGACUCAGACGAUGACCUGACACUAGUGUGUUGCAACGAGGACUGUGGUGACCUCUUGCACAAUGAGACAUUAUCCGACAACCACUUACUACACAUCCCUCUGCUAGACACGGUGUGUAACCCAACCACAGCCAAGAAACAAGAGCUCUACCACAGGAGCUGUGGAGACUUGCCUGCCCUCAAUGGACCAUUAAAGGCCGCAAAUAGCCCUAAAGCCUCCUGGCUCUUUGGAUCUGGAGGACGGCUCCAUUACUAUGACAAGACGCUAUAUCACGCGUUGUGCUGUGACGAUGAUGAUUACAAAGAAGAUCGAGGGGGAAUGAGAUCAUCAAGGCUGUCGUCCACCGAUUCUGUGUUUUCAUCUUCACCUCCGAGGUUUCUGACGCCCAGAUGUAAUCGUAAAACUUACUCCAGCCCGGACUCGAAGAAAAUAGCUCUCCGUAGCUGCAGUACGCAAACUGUUUCCGAUAAAAGCACACAAACACACCUCCCAUACAUUCCAGCCAAACAAAGAGCUUCAAGUGACUACAAGAACUGAAACGUUCUGCAAGCGCCCCUAAUUGAAACAUCUGUCAUUAAUUUCUCACCCUCAUGCUUCUCUGAAACCAUAUGACUUUCCUUUUUUCGGCGGAAGGCAAGUGAAGCUGAAAUAUGACAAAAACAACAACAACAACAUAAAAAUAGUCCAUGUGACUCAAUUACUACAUUUGAAAUCUUCUGAGGUUCACAAAACCAGUCUGAAUGAUUCGUUCAUAAAUCAGAGCUACUGCACUUUUAUGAUAUUUCAACAAUAUUUUCAUGUUGCUUUUGUCUUUUUAAGGCUUAAAUCAUGAAAAAGUGUGAUUGAAAUCUCUCUUUGUGUUCCACUGAAUGAUAAAAAUGUCAGCAAAAAGACAUGAGUGUGAAUAAAUGAACAGAAUUUUCAUUUCGGGGUGAACUAAUUAUUUAAAUAAGUUUGAAAUGUUUGUGAAGUGUGUCAUCUGUAUUUAUGAAAUGUUUAGGUCGAUGCUUAAUGAUAAUGAAUUACUGCCAUGGAAAAACCUCUGUUCUCAUGGAGUUUGCAAAGAACAAUUUAAACAUCAUUUGGAUUCAUUAUGAGGGAUUAUGCCAAUAUCGAAACAAUCAUGCAUCUCGGCAGAACAUUAACCCCAGUCCAAAGCCCCCUAAAGAGUGAGAAUUGGUUUCAGUCACACCCACACUGCGCAGAAAAUAGACAGAGUUAAAUUAAGCGAGUGGUACACUUCCCCAAAGAAUGUGCUUUAUAUUAAGCUGUUAUUUCUGAAUAAAAUGAUGAAUGCAA
Molecule: messenger RNA, 2789 nt
Organism: Carassius gibelio (silver crucian carp)
Lineage: Eukaryota; Metazoa; Chordata; Actinopteri; Cypriniformes; Cyprinidae
Product: inhibitory synaptic factor 1-like
Exons: 2
Coding region: 1302-2027 (241 amino acids)
Biological process (GO): inhibitory postsynaptic potential
Cellular component (GO): postsynaptic density
Source: RefSeq, a predicted model, not a curated record